AAAAACCCCAAGUAAUAUAUCACUCUCCUGCCUACUGAUCAAACCACCCAUAAUUGAUCAACAUGGCCAGCAACACACAGACACCUCUUAAGCUGCAGCAGCAACUGAUUAAGAGUGACCGUCGGAUGUUUUCAGCAUCCGACGACAAUGCAAUGAUGAAGCAAAUUCAGGCAACGCAUUCUCCUGAUGGUCGUGAAGUUGAUGUCAAGCCCAUUCUCCAUAUCAUUGAGGACAUCUUGGGUCGUGCCGUUCCUAGCAUUGAUGGUGUUCAUCAAGACGACAAUACUAAUCCGGCUGAUUUUAUUGGCAGUCUUGAAGCAUUGGCUCACCUUAUAUAUAAAAUUUCCUGCGAGUUAUCAUGCAAGUGCUCAGCUGGUGGUGAUGCACAUGCAACAACUAUGGUGUUAUUCAACACCCUUUCGAGCUAUUCAUGGGAUGCAAAAGCUGUCAUAGCCCUAGCAGCUUUUGCUGUGAAUUCUGGUGAAUUCUGGCUCGUUGUUCACCUUUUGACAACAAACCCACUUGCCAAAUCCGUGGCUUUCCUUAAGCAGCUGCCCGACAUCUCACAGCAUUCAAACUAUCUAAACCCCCAGCUUGGCGCACUCAACACACUCGUCAAGGCCAUCAUAGACGUAACAAAGUGCAUUAUUGAGUUCAAUGAGCUUCCAUCUCAGUACAUUUCACCUGACACACCACCAAUGUCAACUGCCACAGCUCAUAUCCCCAUUGCUACCUACUGGACAGUUCGAAGCAUAGUUGCUUGUGCCUCGCAGAUUGCAGGCCUUAUAGGUUUGAGACAAGAGUACACUGCAUCUGCCACAGAGGCGUGGGAACUAUCAAGCUUGGCUCAUAAGGUCAACAACAUACACGAGCAUCUCAUGAAGCAACUUGCUCUCUGCAAUCAACAUAUAGAUGAGAAGAUACAUCUAGAAUACUUCCAUAAUCUCGUCCACCUUUUCGAAUCACCACAAUUUGACAAUAUGAAGAAUCUCAGGGCAUUGAUACACCCCAUGGAAGAUCUGCACAGUGGUGCUACCAAGGCACAGGUAAAGAUUGAAGUACUAAAGAGAAAACAUGUGUUACUGUUCAUAUCGGAUCUUGACAUCUCCCAUGAAGAAAUUCUUAUUCUUAGUCAAUUCUACGAAAGCUCACAAACUCCAACGACAGAGAUCCAAUAUGAAGUGGUGUGGCUCCCAAUUUUGGAUAUAUUGACCCCUUGGCAAGAGAAAUUCAAGAAAUUGCAAUCAAUGAUGCCAUGGUACACUGUGCUUAAUCCAUCGAUCAUGGAACCGGCAGUCAUCAAGUAUAUCAAGGAAGUGUGGCAUUUUGCAAAGAAGUCAAUUCUAGUUUCAUUAGAUCCACAAGGAAAGGUGGUCUCCAAAAAUGCACUCUACAUGCUGUGGAUUUGGGGGAAUUCGGCUUUCCCUUUCAAUAGUGAGAAAGAGGAAUCCUUAUGGAAGUCAGAAACUUGGACACCUGAGCUGCUCGUUGACGGCAUUGAUCCAGCAUUACUAAAAUCGAUGGCAGAAGGGAUGAUCGUAUGCUUAUAUGGAGGAGAGGACAUUGAGUGGAUCCGGAAAUUCACAACCAAAGCACAAGUUGUUGCCAAUAGUGCUAAGAUCAAGUUAGAAAUAUUUUACCUGGGGAAGAGCAAGUCAAAGGAGAAGGUGCGGAAAAACAAUGAAAUUAUCAAAAAAGAUCAUCUUAGUCGCUUCUUGGAGGACCCCACAUUCACAUGGUUCUUUUGGACACGACUGGAGAGCAUGUUGUAUUCAAAAUUGCAGCAUGGGAAGACCGUCGAAAACGAUCAAAUCAUGCCGGAGGUGAUGACUAUGCUUAGCUUCGACGGCAGUGAACAAGGAUGGGCACUGGUGUACGGAGCGCCGGGUGAAAUGGCCAGAGCCAAAGGAGACAUCGCUCUAAAAGGUCUGGAACAGUUCGAGGAGUGGAAACAGGAAGCUGCGCAAAUUGGGUUUGUGCCAGCACUCAAAAAUCGCCUGCAACUUCUUCACCUCCCGCAGCAUUGCAACCGCCUCAUCCUUCCCGGAGUCAAUGGCGGAAUCCCGGAGACUGUGGUGUGUGCAGAGUGUGCCCGUCCGAUGGAGAAGUUCUUCAUGUACCGCUGCUGCACCGACGAAUAAGUCACAAGAUCGAUUGAGCAAUGUUAUAUAUAUAUAUAUAUAUGCUUGUCUGGUUGGAAGAACUAGCUAGUAAUCCUAGGAUUGGUAUUAUAGUACGUACUAAUGAUGUUUGUGUGAAAUGUCUGGGAGUUGAGGCUGUGACUGAUAAAUAAAA
Molecule: messenger RNA, 2295 nt
Organism: Corylus avellana
Lineage: Eukaryota; Viridiplantae; Streptophyta; Magnoliopsida; Fagales; Betulaceae
Product: protein SIEVE ELEMENT OCCLUSION B
Biological process (GO): phloem development
Source: RefSeq, a predicted model, not a curated record